Blastomyces dermatitidis ER-3 is the source of this 2528-nucleotide messenger RNA. RefSeq names its product homeobox transcription factor. Lineage: Eukaryota; Fungi; Ascomycota; Eurotiomycetes; Onygenales; Ajellomycetaceae. The transcript is spliced from 3 exons. The record is from RefSeq and is a predicted model, not a curated record. Gene Ontology annotation, molecular function: RNA polymerase II cis-regulatory region sequence-specific DNA binding; DNA-binding transcription factor activity, RNA polymerase II-specific. Bases 481 to 2205 code for a protein of 574 amino acids. Gene Ontology annotation, biological process: cell differentiation; regulation of transcription by RNA polymerase II.
GAAUACUGGAUCGUGUAAGAUUCUAGUGUCCAAACACUGGCAAACGGGGGUGAUAAAAAACAUUGCCAUUCUUCUCCAUGGUUUACUAGGCAGUAAAACAUUAUCGUAUGGAAGAAGACAAAAGAGAGGCUGGAGAAGAUGAAUAAUAGGUUUCUUAUUUUUUGACGGUUGAUAUCCUCCCCCGCUAGUUAUUUACAGCGAUUUAAGCGACGCCAACCCAACCAGUCCGGCGAAACAACCCGCUGCAACCUGGAUGACGCCCGUGCACCCUCCGCGUCCACAGCGCGACGCGAGCAAUAUCAGAACCACCUGCGCCCUGCACCAUACCUACCACUUCUCGUCGUCUCCGCUCUCCUCUCCUCCUCCGCUUCUCUCCUCGUAGCGUGCAUUUAUCACGUCAAAUUUCUGCACGCGGAGACACAAUUCCUGUGCAAAGAUAUUCAACGGGUGAUCAAUUGUGCCCUAUCCUCUCCCACCAAGAUGAGCGAUCCCGCGCAGCCAUCACCGGCUGGCGUAAAUCCUUCUACGGGGCCGCCGGCGGGAGACUCCACGAAUAACAAUUACGCAUUCCUCGUCCAUUCCCAGAAGUCUUUAACACAAAAUCUACCUCCCAAAGUAGAUAACAAGGCCCUGGCGCGGCAGAAGCGUCGAAGGACAAGUCCUGAUGACCAAAAGAUUCUCGAAGCGGAAUAUCAACGGAAUCCAAAACCAGACAGGGCAACGAGGGCUGAGAUCGUCAACAGCGUUUCACUGGGCGAGAAAGAGGUUCAGAUCUGGUUCCAAAAUCGACGGCAAAAUGACCGACGGAGAUCCAAACCACUCAAUCAAGAAGAUCUCAGAGCGCCCAAAUCCUCCGGUUCAGAUCAGGACACGUCCAAUGGCGACAAUCCCACGAACCCUAAGAGCCAGUCCUCUCAGUUGCCCAAGGCUGGUCAGGGAACUGGUGGUCAAAUCAGCACUGACGCGAGACGCGAGUACAUAUGUAUAUCGCCAGGUAGCUCAUAUAGGUCGCCAAUGGCGGAUUUGUAUGGGGCAGCCUUUAGUUCUCAAACGAGCAAUUCACAGACAACCGUUUUAUCUCAGCACGAAGAAACACAUGUCGAGGUUGGCAAACAGAAAGAGUCAACAGGUGGGAGCAAAGAAGGCAGUGCAACACUGAUAAACGAAAAACUCCACAUCGAGUCGAUCAGCAGGAAACGGUCCAGGUCUGAGCCUGAGGCUCCAAACACAAACAAAUACAGCCCGCCGACUUCAAGCACAUUUAUACCCCCUCCCCUGCGCAUAUCAUUGUCUUUCGACGGGGAGGCAGUGGUUCGCAAGGAAGGGGAAAACACCCCGUCGCCACAAAAACCAUUGGACUCCAUUCGAAUUUCCAUGUCUGCGGAUGGUGAGGCUCUAAUUAGAGCUGCGAAUGAAGAAUCCCCUAUAAAGAACCGCACGUCUCUAUUCCACAAUACCCGACCUGCUUUUGGAGGACUGCGAAGGAGCAUCAGCGCUUUUCCCCUCGGCGCGCUGAAGGGGAUAAAGGAACAACAAGAUCCUAAGCCAUUUGGUAGAUCUCGUGACUCCCGUAACUGGGAACUUUAUUGUGAUACCGAUGCUCGAACUGCGUUGCAGGGGUCAAAAAGCAGUCUUUUGUCAUCCACGUCUCGAAGUGUGAAACUAAGUCGCCGAAAAUCCGACUUAGGUCAUGGGCGCAAGGCCUUGAUGCCACGAACCAAUCUCCCCAACACCUUGCCGCUCACCGAAGAACCUGAAGGGAAGCGUAAAAAGCUGUCACGGGCAAUGUCUUCUUUAGCUCGUUUAGAAACUGGUCACAAAGUAUCGACAUCCAAGAUGGGAGUGGGAGAGGGAGCCAUGGAUUACCACACAGGCGACUCAGAUAAAGAAAAUUGGAUUCCGGGCACUCAAAUGUCCGCAGCAAGGCGGGCGCCUUCUAACAAACAGAAGGCCCGCCGUGGAGUACUCCAGAAACCCAACCAAAUCCAGAAUACUAGCAAUCGACAAGUAACGGGCUCUAACAAGACGCAGCGGGGCUAUCAAGGCCGACUUCUUAAUCCCAACCCCAAUACUACUUCAGAGGAUGCAGAUGAUGGAACUGAAAAAUCUUAUGGGGAGCUGGGCGAAAUAUCCCGGCUCAGUCAGGAUGAAGAUCUGGAUUGCAUCCAGGGUUUGCUGUCUUUGAGCCAGGGUGCUUGGAAAUAGUUAAUCAUGGUUGAUCAACGGAAUGGAAACUUAUUUUUUUUUGGCUAGAAUUAUAUAACUACCCUUGGACUUUGAUUUUGUUGGCGUUCUCUGGAAGGCGUGGUUUUAAUGCUGCACAAUAACGGCCAUGUUUUAUAGAUGAGAGAGUCUGGUUAAUAAUAAGUGGACUAUAUUUUGCUCGCUCCGUCCUCCGCUACUGCAAGCUCGCGGCCCAUCAUUGGUAACUCAGCAUACCUGACGGCAUCUUCCAAAUUUGCUAUGAAUCAACUUCUUUCGCAUAGUUACCAGCUUGUUUCACAAACAAAAAAAAAAAAAAAGAAAAA